UCCAGCCGGCGCGAGCGGGCGGCGCGCUCCGGAGGGAGAGCUGGGCUGGAGGUUUCCUGCCCCCUCGGCGCCCGCACCUGCCCUCCGCGCCCGCCGCUGAGCCCGCGCCGACUGGGCAGCGGGGGGCGCCCCCACCCCUCUCCCCCCGGGCCGGGGAGCCGGGGGGCAGCGCCGGAGCCCGGGGGGAGCGCGGCCCCGCCGGCCGGCCGGCCAGGGCCGGGGGCAGCUAGGACGGCCCCGGUCCAGGUGGAGGCCGCAGAGGGCCCGGGGCAAAACAGGGGCAGCAAUGGUGGGUCCUGACGGUGGCUGAGCCCCCAGCCCCUGGAAUAUGCAGCCCGGGGGAGCCCCAGGCAGCGGCGAGGACGCGGUGGCGGAGCGGGGCGGGAGGCAUGGUCUCCACCUACCGGGUGGCCGUGCUGGGGGCGCGAGGCGUGGGCAAAAGUGCCAUCGUGCGCCAGUUCCUGUACAACGAGUUCAGCGAGGUCUGCGUGCCCACCACCGCCCGCCGCCUCUACCUGCCUGCUGUCGUCAUGAACGGCCACGUGCACGACCUCCAGAUCCUCGACUUCCCACCCAUCAGCACCUUCCCUGUCAACACACUGCAGGAGUGGGCAGAUGCCUGUUGCAGGGGACUCCGGAGCGUCCAUGCCUACAUCCUGGUCUACGACAUCUGCUGCUUUGACAGCUUUGAGUACGUCAAGACCAUCCGCCAGCAGAUCCUAGAGACGAGGGUGAUCGGCACCUCGGAGACGCCCAUCAUCAUCGUGGGCAACAAGCGGGACCUGCAGCGCGGGCGCGUGAUCCCGCGCUGGAACGUGUCACACCUGGUGCGCAAGACCUGGAAGUGCGGCUACGUGGAGUGCUCGGCCAAGUACAACUGGCACAUCCUGCUGCUCUUCAGCGAGCUGCUCAAGAGCGUCGGCUGCGCCCGCUGCAAGCACGUGCACGCCGCCCUGCGCUUCCAGGGCGCGCUGCGCCGCAACCGCUGCGCCAUCAUGUGACAACGCGCCCGCCCGCGGCCGCAUCCCGACGGGCGGGGACCUCCCCGGGGACUGCCGGGCUCGGGCGCGGAGGGGCGGGGUAGGACUCUGACGGUCCGGGCCUGCGACGGCCCCGCAGCCGCGCGCCUCCCGGUGAGGGGCGGAGGACGAGAGAGCCUCCGGUAACUGCCCAGUCCAAGCCCUCUCCUGGGCCAGCGGUCUUCCUGGGCCCGCUGCCCUUAGUGCUGGAGUUAGCGCAGUGCCCGGCCAGGCCCCCAAGGGGCGCCUCAGCCUUUGGGGAUUGGCGGUGAGCGCGGGGUAUGGGGGUGGGGGUGGGGAGGUGCUGCCUUGGCCGGGGCCCCCACCCGUCUUCUCCAGAGAGUGUGUCUGUCAUUGCCCUGCGUCGUCUACUCCUGUGUCUGUCUGCCCAAGCGUCUGUUGGCCCUUAGCUGUCUUAUCCACCCUCCGGUCCACCUUCCCGCCCCCGGCUCCGUUCACAGGGCUCUCACUUCGUUCACCCCCUUGUCGCAGAUCCUGGCAGCUUCUCUGUGAGGCCAGCCUUUGGACCGUCAGCACCACGGGCACAGGGCAGAGAGAUGCGGGUGGCCCAAGGACCAUAGUCAGGGUCCGAGGGUUGAGGUCAAGGGUCAGUCAGGGGGAGAAGGCUGAGUUCUCCCCCUUCCAGGGAGAUCUCCCCGCCCAGCAGCCCCCAGAGACACAACAACCUACCUUCCAGCCUUAACUCGAUGGUCCAUCCCUGCCGGGUGCCCCUCAUCCCCUUCCUGACCCCAAAGCCAGAUCACCCCCUGGGUUAAAACUUUUUGUUUUCCUUGACAGUGUGGAGAGGGAAUCCCCCAAAGGAUAAAUUUAUUUCCAUGAUGCCAGAUUCCAGGCCUCUCUUCCCCCUUGCGUUGGGUGGUCUGCAAGAUUGGGGGAUGUUGGGUUUGGGGGGCUGGUGGUGGGCAAGGUGGUGCCCUGUGAGGGGGAGGGGUUAGGUUGUGCUAGUGAAGACUCUUAUCUCCCCAUCCCACUCCAAUCUGACUGCCCCAGACCCUACCUGCCUUGAAUCUCAGAUUUCUCUGAUAAAUCUGGGGAGGGGCAGAGCCAGGAUAAGAAUUAUGGAGACCCCUGUCCUUGGGGGAGAUAUGCCCACAUACCCACCCCUAGAUGGAGGCCCUCAGGAUCUGAUGCCCCCUUGUCCCAACACCAGUUGGCCCUAUGCCCUGACUCACUCCACCCCAUUUUCUCCGGCCACCUGGCCGGUUUCUACCUCUCGUCACCGGAGCUGAUCACUGUCAGUUUUGUACCGAUUUAGAAAUAACAAAAUCCAUUGAAGAUACUAGGAGCGGCCUGAGGGAUUACUGGGGUACUCGGAGGGUGGGACCAAUGGCAUGUGUCCCCUGCCCCCAGCUGAGUGCUCCUUGAGGCUGAGCCCUGAGCCCUGGUGUGGUGAGAAGAUAAGAAGGUCCCUUGUUAGAAGACGGGCAGAUAGAACAACCCAGCCUCGAUGUAGCCAAGCUGCAGCGUCUAGACCAGAAAAAUCAGGUAGCCCAGAGUGGUGAUGGAACGGAGUCUGGGGGAGGGGUCAUGGGUGGGGAAUUUAUCCAGAUCUAGUGUGAGAGGGAAUCUGAUUCUCCCUUCUACUUCCCCAGCUGAUUCUCUCUCCACCCAUGGGGUGUAUCCGCAGCCCUGCAGUGACUGCCCUGACCUGGGGCAGUCCCAUAUUCCUGGGUUCUAGUCCCUGCUCUGCUGCAUGACUUUGGGCAAGUGACCCGCUCUCUCUGAGCCUCCCUCUGAAACAGAGGAGGUGGCUCCCCUUCCCCACACCUUGGGAGUGGCUGGGAGGGUAAGGAAGAGGGCCUGCCCCCUUUUAUCCCCUGCAUCCCUGUCCCCUGGUUCACCAGGGGGCUGGGGUGAGGGAUGGCAGCAUCUCACCUGCCCCAUCACUGUCACCCCUAGCUGAGGCACCUGAGGUGGGUGUGGGGAACCCAGGCCUCUGGCUACCCCUUGUGGGAGCCAUUGGAAUGUAUUGCCUGGCCAACCCCCCUCACCCCCUCCACUGCACCCCAGGUAUUUGAUUUUGAUUCCCUGCACUCCCAUUCUGAGUCUCUGUCCCCACCCACCCAGGGUUUCCCACCACAGGGUCUGGAAGUUUGUGUGUGUGUGAUGCCCAUUGCGCUGUGAUUGGAAGUCAGAUUAAAAAUCAGGGAGUGUUUUCCCUCGUUUCUGUACAA
Molecule: messenger RNA, 3214 nt
Organism: Acinonyx jubatus (cheetah)
Lineage: Eukaryota; Metazoa; Chordata; Mammalia; Carnivora; Felidae
Gene: RASL10B
Product: RAS like family 10 member B
Exons: 4
Coding region: 390-1001 (203 amino acids)
Molecular function (GO): GTPase activity; GTP binding
Source: RefSeq, a predicted model, not a curated record